This is a messenger RNA of Callithrix jacchus (white-tufted-ear marmoset), 13810 nucleotides long. NCBI's taxonomy places the organism in Eukaryota, Metazoa, Chordata, Mammalia, Primates, Cebidae. The record is from RefSeq and is a predicted model, not a curated record.
GUCAGUGGACUUGGGGGACUCAGGACCAGCCAGGGCAGCUAAGGGAGUGCUUGUGCCAACAUUCCUUGAAACCUAGGCAACACAGCUUAUCGCUCCAAAUCAGAACCAAACCUUCUGCUUGAAGAGAGGAAAGGGAAGAGUAAAGAGGACCUUUGUUUUGAAUCCUGGAAACCCUCUCAGUCACAGUAAGAUAGGGUUAUGAAGCCCUCCAUUCCAGGCCCUAGCUUCAAGAUGAUAUUUCUAGACACACCCUGUACCAGAAGGGAACUUGCUGCUUUAAAGAGAAGAACCCAGAGUCCUGGCAUAAUCCAUCAGCUGCUGACUAAAGAGCCUUGCACCCUAAAUAACCAGCAGCAAUACCUAGGUUUAAUGCAGAAGAGAAAGAAAGAUUGAAAGAAAAGGAAAGAAAUGGAAGAAAAUAAAAAUGGUAUCAACAAAAGGAGAGAAAAAAUGAUUAAAGAUUUUUAAGCAAUUCUUAAUUAUAUUGAAUACCAGCCCUCAUAGGAUGACAGUAAUGCAUCAAGGAUAAAUAUCAUAAGCAUACAAUUUGUAAAUGCAAGCCAGAAAAAAUAAACAUAAUAGUAAUCUUAAACCUAAUGGAAUAUCAUAUGAUUAUCUUUAUUAGUUGUGUGGUUAAGAUAGGAAAUGUAUAAAAAAGACAAAAUAAAAAAAAAAAAGCAUAGGAACUCUGCCUGUGUCAAAGGAUUUUAGGCCUACCCUGCACUAUUUAUUUUAUAUAUUGAGGCAAAAAAUUACUAAUCUGUAUUACAGCUGAGAAUUUCUUGAAUUUGGAGAUACAUCAGGUUUCUUCAACUACAGGUCAUCAUUACUCAAGGGAGUAUAUGAUGAUUUUUCAUGAGACUCACAGGUCAGUAUACUUUUGCAGGUAUUCAUUUCCUGAUCCUGUAAUUGUAUUUACUCUUUUCUAAAUUGACCUGCCAAAAUGUUGCAAUAUUAGUUUUACUUUCCCAUCUGCCCUGCACAAUCCUUCUUUUGCCUUUACAAAAGAAAGACAAGUCCCUGAUUUAUCUCUAAGUGUUAAUAUAGUGCAUCGUGCUAGCACGUAAAAAGACACUUCAAGGCAUCAAACAAAAAGUCAAUUAAACAUACGAAUGUUACUAGUAAGAAAAUUAAUGACAGAGAAACAAAUCCCACUACAAUUCAAGAGGUCUCCAAUUUAUAGAUUUCAUCAAAAUUAACUAAAACUUAGGCUAACAAAUGGUAGAUGAUGAAAUAAAUUUUAUGAUAUUUUACUAUUCUAUUUUGACCAUAAACUGUGUAUAAAAUAAUUGAGUGAUAUGAUUGUACAAAAAGUCUGAAGAGUACUACCUAUUUUUUUUUUUUUUUUUUGAGAUGGAAUCUAGCUCUGUCACCAAGCUGAAGUGCAGUGGUGCAAGCUUGGCUCACUGCAACUUCUGCCUCCUGAGUUCAAGUAAUUCUUUUGCCUCAGUGUCCCAAGUAGCUGGAAUUACAGGCAUGUGCCACCACGCCCAGAUGACUUUUGUAUUUUUAAUAGAGAUGGGGUUUGGCCAGGAUUGUCUCAGUCUCCUGACCUUGUAAUCGGCCCACCUCGGCCUCCCAAAGUGCUGGGAUUACCGGCGUGAGUCACUGCAACUAGCUAGUACUACCUAUUUUAUAUGUGAAAACUAGUUCUUAAAACUUUCAUUAAUACAAACAAAGUAUAGUAAUAAAAUUCAUGGAAAAGCCAGAAAAAUUCUACCAAAACUAAUAUUUAUUCAUAAGCUGUAUGUAACCUAUUUGGAGGAAAAGGGGAGGAAAAAUGCAUUUCAACACAAUGUUAAUGCUUCAUGUUUAAACAUUAUUUGGCAGGUUUCUACUCCUGGCUAUAGCUGAGUAUGUGGUUCCAAUCAGUCUUCUCUCAUUGAACAAUUAGAUAAGCUGGACAAAAUAUUUUAAUUAAUCUUCUUGAAGAUUGAUUGAAGGCUUUUGUGAGCAACUGAGGCUGUGAAGAAUUGUCAGACCAAGGUCUGGAAAAGAAGAAAUGUCUGAAAAGAUGAACUUAGUUUUUAGGGUGACUGUUUAACUAGAGUCAUUUGUCUGUUAACAUAUUGAAAGAAAAGCUGUGUGAGAAGUGCUUAGAAGCUAUGGUAAGCUUUUAAUAGACUUGUUGAUUUGAGGGGACAAAAUUUAGAUUCCAGAGCCUGGCAAGGAAAAUAUUCAUUAUUAAUAGCUCUUUCUUGAAUCUCAUCUCCUCUUGAACUCUCUGUUCUCUUUAUAAUUUCAUAAUAAAGUGCUGUCAAUAUAAAAGGCAGCAGUAAGAUAGGGCAAGCCAGGACACCAUAUGCUGAGGCACAAUGGGAAAGGUCAAUAUAUGGGUAAUCUAAAUUAAUAUGCAUUUGAUAAAAAAUAGUAUAAAGACAAUUAAAGUAACAAGAUUUGAAAUAUAUACCAACAAUAAUAUAAACACUUGCAAAUAUUGACUGUAUACUGUGUCACAAAGGAUAUCUCACCAAUGUCAAAGUUACAAAUUAUAGUAAAAAUGUUCUUCAUACUUUUUUUUUUUUUGAGACAGAGUCUUGCUGGAGUUAAAUGGCAUGAUUUUGGCUCACUGCAACCUCCACCUCCUGGGUUCAAGCAAUUCUUCUGCCUCAGCCUCCUGAGUAGCUGGGACUAAAGCCGUGUGCAACCACACCCAGCUAAUUCUUGUAUUUUAGUUGAGAUGGGUUUCACCAUGUAGUCCAAGAUGGUCUCAAUCUCUUGACUUUGUGAUCUGCCCUCGUUGGCCUCCCAAAGUGCUGGGACUACAGGCGUGAGCCAUCAUACCUGACCUUUCAUACUAUUUUUAAAAAGAAAAUUGUAUGCAAAUUUUAAAUUUGUAUUAAAUCCUAUUAUUUAAUAUAUAAAGUGAAUAUGAAAUUCUAUCACUCAAGGUAGUAAAUAUAGAUAUUAUAACCAGAAAAAUACAAACAAAAAGUAAGUGGAUGCUUGUCCUUCCUCCUAAUAAAUAAUUUAUGGUUCCUCUGUUAGCUUGGAAAUAAAAGUUUCUCUGAUGAUCUUUUCCUUAAACUUUACUUUGCUUAUGAAAAAACUUACUGUCUGAAUGCUGAGAAAAUUAAUUGAGAUAUUAUAAUUGCAUAUCCAAGGAUAAUCUAUGGGGGUCAGGUGUCUACUGGCAAGAUGGCUGAAUAGAAACAGCUCCCAUCUGCAGCUCCCGGUGAGAUAGAUGCAGAAGAGCAAGUGAUUUCUUCAUUUCCCAUUGAGGUACCCAGUUAAUCAUUUGGGACUGGUUGGACAGUGGGGGCAACCGACAGAGGGCAAGCCAAAGCAGGUGGGGUGUCGCUUCACCCAGGAAGCACAAGGAAUCAGGGGAUUUUCCUGCCUUAGCCAAGAGAAACCUUGAGAAACCUUGUACCAGGAAGAAUGGUGCAUUCUGGCCCAGACACUGUGCUUUGCUCACAGUAUUUACAAUCGACAGACCAGGAGAUUUCCUCCAGUGACUAUGCCACCAAGACUCUGAGUUUUAAGCACAAAACUGGGUGCCCAUUUGGGCAGACACUGAACUAAUUGCAGGAGUUUUUUGGUUUUGUUUUCCUUUCAUACCCCAGUGGCACCUGGAAUGCCAAUGAGACAGAAUCAUUCACUCCCUGGAAAGGGGGCUGAAUCCAGGGAGCCACGUGGUCUGGCUUGGUAGAUGCCACCCCACAGAGCCCAGCAAGCUAUGAUCCACAGGCUUGAAAUUCUUACUGCCAGCACAGCAGUCUGAGGUUGACCUGGGACCCUCAAGCUUGGUGGGGGAAAAGGCGUCCACCAUUGCUGAAGCUUGAGUAGACAGUUUUGCAGUGUAAACAAAGCCACUGGGAAGUUUGAACUGGGCAGAGCCCACCACACUUCAGCAAGCCUGGUGCAGCCAGACUGCCUCCUUAAAUUCCUCCUUCCUGGGCAGGACAUCUCCGAAAAAAAGGCAGGGAUUUAUAGAUAAAAUUGCCAUCUCCUUGGGAUAGAGCAACUGGGGUAAGUGGUGGCUGUGGGUGCAGCUUUGGCAGACUUAAACAGCUCUACUUAACAGCUCUGAAAGAAUCAGCAGAUCUCUCAGCAAAGCAUCUGAGCUCUGUUAAGGGACAGACUGCCUCCUCAAGAGGGUCCCAGACUCCCAUGUAUCCUGGAAGACACCUACUAGUAGGGGCUGACAGAAGAGCUCCGGCUGGCAUCAUACGGAAGAGCUCUGGUUGGCAUCUGGCAGUUGGCACUCUGAGACAAAGCUUCCAGAGGAAGGAACAGUAAGCAAUCUUUGCUGUUCUGCAGCCUAUGCUGGUGAUACUCACACAAACAGGGUCUGGAGUGGACUUUCAGCAAACUGUGGCAGACCUGCAGCAGAGGGGCCUGACUUGUUAGAAGGAAAAAUAACAAACAGAAAUGAAUAAUAUAAAUAUCAACAAAAAAGAUGUCCACUCAGAGAGCUCAUCCAAAGGCCACCAACAUCAAAGACCAAGGUAGAGAACCACAAAAAUGGAGAGAAACCAGCACAAAAAGGCUGAAAAUUCCCAAAAUUAGAAUGCCUCUUCUCCAAAGGAACACAACUCCUUGCCAGCAAGGGAGCAAAACUAGAUGGAGAAUGAGUUUGACAAAUUGACAGAAGUAGGCUUCAGAAGGGAGGUAACAAAAAAACUCCUCUGAACUAAAGGAGCAUAUUCUAACCCAAGGAAGCUAUGAACAUUGAAAAAAUGUUAGAGGAAUUGCUAAUUAUAAUAACCAGUUUAGAGAAGAACAUAAAUGACCUGAUGGAGCUGAAAAGCACAGCACAAGAACUUCAUGAAGCAUAGACACAUAUCAAUAGCCGAAUUGAUAAGUGGAAGAAAGGAUAUCAGAGACUGAAGAUCAACUCAAUGAAAUAAAGUGAGAAGACAAGAUUAGAGAAUAAACAAUGAAAGGAAACAAAGUCUUCAAGAAAUACAGGAUUACGUGAAAAGACCAAAUCUCCACUUGAUUUGUGUCCCUAAAAGUGACAAGGAGAAUAGAAACAAGUUGGAAAACACUCUUCAGGAUGUUAUCCAGAAGAACUUCUCUAACUUAGCAAUGCAGGUCAACAUUCAAAUUCAGGAAAUACAGAGACCCCCACAAAGAUACUCCUUAAGAAGAGCAACCCCAAGGCACAUAAUCAUCAGAUUCACCAAGGUUGAAACGAAGAAAAAAAUGUUAAUCGCAGACAGAGAGAAAGGUCAAGUUACCAUCAAAGGGAUGCCCAUCAGACUAACAGUACAUCUCUUGGCAGAAAACCUGUAAGUCAGAAGAGAGUGAAGGCCAAUAUUCAAUAUUCUUAAAGAAAAGAAUUUGUAACCCAGAAUUUCAUAUCCAGCCAAACUAAGCUUCAUAAAUGAAGGAUAAAUAAAAUAUUUUACAGACACGCAAAUUCUGAGAGGGUUUGUCACCACCAGGCCUGCCUUAAAAGACCACAUUCAGGAAGCACUAAACAUGGAAAGGAACAACCAGUACCAACCACUGCAAAAACGUGCCAAAUUGUAAAGACCUUCGAUGCUAUGAGGAAACUGCAUGAACUAACAUACAAAAUAGCCAGCUAGCAUUAUAAUAACAGGAUAAAAUUCACACAUAAUAAUCUUAUUAAUUUGAAAUGUAAAUGUGCUAAAUGCCCCAAUUAAGAGACACAGACUGGCAAAUUGGAUAGUGUCAAGACCCAUCAGUGUGCUGUAUCCAGGAGACCCAUCUCGUGUGCAAAGACACACAUAGGCUCAAAAUAGAGGAAUGAAGGAAUAUUUACCAAGCAAAUUAAAAGCAAAAAGAAGCAGGGGUUGCAAUCCUAGUCUCUGAUAAAACAGACAUUAAACCAACAAUGAUGAAAAGAAACUGUUUGGAAAACUCUGCCCCUACCGUGAAAGCUCUUUUUCCCUCCCCCACAAAGAGGCUCCCUUAUCUCUCACUCUACAUACCGCCCUAGCCUUCCCGCCCGGCCACAGCCACCUCCCACCCGGCUUCUGCCUCAUCAACACUCCCCAGCUUCCCACCGCCCGGCUUCUGCCUCAUCAGCACUCCCCAGCUUCCCACCGCCCGGCUUCUGCCUCAUCAGCACUCCCCAGCUUCCCGCUGCCCGGCUUCCCACCACCCGGCUUCCCGCCGCCCAGCUUCCCGCCGCCCAGCUUCCCACCCAGUGAUUCAAACUGACCAACUGUUGCCCACCACCUAGGCUCUCUCAGCUUCCCCACUCCCUCAGCCCUUCAGCCCCCUAUAAAAGAACCCUGCUCCUCUGAGUGGCACGGCCAUUUUCCUCUUCUUCCCGGCUGGCCCACCCGGAGGCUCUUUCCUCUCAGUAAAGCCUGAACUUAAAGAUUUUCUUCUAACCUGUGGUCCGGUUUUUUCCGAACAAGCUCAGUCCUCCCGCAGAGGGUAGGUCGGACAAGUGGUGCUGAAACCCGGGAGGCUGGGGCCACUGGCCUGGCCACGGCCCCCUCCCCCGACCUACCCAACACUGGCCCUUACUCUGGGGAAUUUGCAAUGAAAGGGGACGCCUUUACUUUGCAUCUGCCCAACUAUGCCGGAGGGUCUGUAGCUGCGCCUGCCAUGGGAAAUUCAGAGUCCAAAACACCUUCCAGCACCCCCCUUGGGUGCUUGCUGUGAAAUUUUACAAAAUUGGGAGACUCCCAAACCCUCAGAAAGAAAAAGUUUGUCUUCCUGUCCCAGGUGGCUUGGCCCCAAUACAAACUCAGUAACCAGUCACAUUGGCCCCCGACUGGCACUUUCGAUUUCAACACCCUCUGAGAUCUCAACAAUUUUUGUCGCCGCAUGGGCAAGGACAAUGAAAUUCCUUACGUUCAGGCUUUUUGGGACCUCUGUACCCACCCCGACCCAUGUUCUUCCUGCUCCACCUACCAAAUCCUCUUAGCUCGUACCCCUCGUAAAUCUUUUGCCACUACCUCUCUCCCUCCCUACUCCUCACCGGAGGAUCUGCCUGAACAUCUGUCCUCUCCUGCCAAUCUCAGCAACCAGUCGCCAUCAACAGCACGCUCUUCCCCCACUCCCUCUGCACCUCCUACCUCAGAGGCCAUGCCUCGCUCUUCCUCUACUCCCUCUGGGACCCCUCCCUCGGAGGCCACACUUCCUCUUGCCUCUCCAGUGGCAGCCCACACCCGCUCUCACCAACCAACUAUCCUGGCCCCACUCCAAGAAAUAGCAGGCGCUGAAGGUUUAGUCAGGGUCCAUGUUCCUUUCUCACUCCAAGACCUGUCCCAAAUUGAGAAACGUUUAGGAUCCUUCUCAGCCGACCUGUCCACCUAUAUUAAGGAAUUCCAAUACCUCACUCAAGCAUACAGCCUCACUUGGCAUGAUAUCCGCGUUAUCUGUACCUCCACCCUCACAGUAGAGGAGCAUGAGCGCAUCCUAGCAGCAGCCAGAAACCAAGCAGAUAAAGAUCAUGCUAUAGAUAACCAGAUCCCCUUAGGCCCCAAAGCAAUCCCAGGUGAAGACCCCCAAUGGGACUAUCAGGCUAAUUGAGGGUCUGACAUACCCAAGAGGGACCGCAUAAUUAGAUACCUCCUCAGGGGAAUGGAUACUGUAUCUAACAAAGUUGUAAACUAUGAUAAACUAAGAGAAAUCACCCAACUACCCAAUGAGAAUCCCGCCCUUUUUCUCGCCCACUUACAAGAAGCCCUAGUCCGGUACACUCGGCUAGAUCCAGCCUCCCAAAAUGGGGCCACUGUAUUAGCCUCCCACUUUAUCUCCCAAUCAGCACCCGACAUAAGAAAGAAACUAAAGAAAGCAGAAGGGGGCCAGAGACUCCCAUCCAAGACCUGGUAAAAAUGGCCUUUAAAGUAUUCAAUGCCAGGGAAGAUGAGGCUGAGGCUGCCCACCAAACUCACAUGAAGCAGAAGGCUGCCCUCCAGACCCAAGCCCUAAUGGCGGCCCUAAGGCCAGCAGGGAACCAGAAGCCCAAGGCCGAAACCUAUGCCCCUCCAGGGGCAUGUUUCAAAUGUGGAAAGGAAGGACACUGGUCCCGGGCCUGUCCACAACCAUGGCCACCAACUAAGCCUUGCCCUAUCUGUCAGCUCCCGGGACACUGGAAGUCAGACUGCCCCAGCUUCCCCAGGGUGCCGGUUCCUCAAAACAGACACACUGGCGUUACGCAGUCGACGGUCACCCUCGGUAGGGAGGAGCCUGCUUGCCAGGAGCCGACCUCCGAGGGAGCUCCAUUCCCCAGUCUACUAGGGCUGCUAGACGACUAGUGGGGCCCUGGCUUUCCGACUCCGGUUACCCUUGCCGAGCCAAGGGUCACACUUCAGGUAUCGGGUAAAAGUGUCUCCUUCUUGCUGGACACAGGGGCUACCUACUCUGCACUUCCUUCCUAUUCUGGCCGUCUCACCCCUUCCCAGGUCUCGGUCAUGGGAAUCCACGAGACCCUGAGUAUCCCCUACCAAACCCCACCACUCAUGUGCUCAUAUAACUCCACUCCAUUUACCCACUCUUUUUUUAGUAAUCCCCACCUGCCCAGUACCCCUCCUAGGACAAGACAUCUUUCAAAGCUAAAGGCUGUCAUAACCUUCCCCACCGCCAACCCACACAGCCUCUUUCUCCUAGCCCUCACCUCAGAUACCGAACCCCAAAAAGCCCUAUCCGAACUACUCCCCGGAGUCCACCCUCAGGUCUGGGACAUUAACAACCCGUCUGUAGCUACACACCACCAGCAAGUUCAGGUCCGCCUUAAAGACUCCUCACCUUGUUUUCUCUUCCGCCCUCAAUUUCUCAUCUCUAAAGCCCACCGUAUGGGUAUCCGACCCAUCAUAGAGAAACUAAAAGGUCAAGGCCUCCUAAUCCCCAUUAACUCCCCAUGUAAUACCCCCAUCCUCCCAGUACGAAAACCCUCGGGACAAUAUAGACUGGUCCAGGACUUGCGCUUGGUCAAUGAAGCCGUAAUUCCCAUACAUCCAGUUGUCCCCAACCCAUACACCAUUCUCUCUAACAUUCCCCCAAGGGACCACCUGUUUCUCAGUCUUAGACCUAAAAGAUGCCUUCUUUACUAUACCUCUACACCCCAACUCCUACUUUAUCUUUGCCUUCACUUGGGAUGAUCCCCUUACGAACAUCCCCUUACGAACAUGUCCCAACAACUGGCCUGGACAGUCCUUCCACAGGGCUUCCGAGACAGCCCGCACCUAUUCGACCAGGCACUCGCCACUGACCUACUCCACUGUAGCCUCAAGCCCUCUCACCUCCUCCAGUAUGUAGAUGACCUUCUUAUUUGCUCUCCCACCCACCAAGAGUGUAUCCAGGCCACCACCGCCCUACUCAAUUACCUAGGAGAUAAGGGAUACCGGGUGUCACCAACCAAAGCACAAAUAGCCUCACCCACCAUCACCUACCUAGGUAUACAGCUCAUGCCUUGGCGACGGUCCAUCACAAUCGACUGAUUACAAGCCUUAAAAGCGCUCCAGGCCCCUGAGUCAGCAAAAGAAAUCCUCUCCUUCCUAGGACUAGUAGGGUUUUUUCGCCACUGGGUACCUAAUUAUGCUUUGCUAGCUAAACCCCUAUACCAUGCUGCUGCAGAAGCCCCCGAGGGACCACUCUCCUCACCAGGUUCUGUCAACCGGGCGUUCAAGUCACUGCUUAAUGCCCUAUGUACCUCCACCAGCCUAGCCUGCCUAAUCCCAACUUACCCUUCCAAUUAUAUACGGACGAGAAACAACACACAGCUGUAGGAGCGCUAGUCCAACCAGUAGGAAAGACCCUUCUGCCCAUAGCCUACCUGUCUAGACAACUUGACCCAAUUGAGCGAGGAUGGCAGCCCUGCCUUAGAGCCCUAGCUGCCGCCAUCACCCUAACCACAGAAGCUCUUAAGAUCAAUCUACAACUCCCACUCCAAGUCUUCUCUCCACACAGGUUGACUGAGCUGCUCAGUCAACACUCUCUGCCCCACCUCAGGCCCUCCCGUAUCCAACUGCUUCACCUACUGUUUAUUGAGAACCCCAAUAUCACUCUCUCCCACUGCUCCUCGUUAAACCUGGCUACCCUCCUCCCUUGCCCUCCGUAUGCCAGCCCCCUACAUUCCUGUACUGAAAUCCUCAAAUUAGCCCAGUCCCCUCGCCCCGACUUGCUCCCUCAACCCUUACCAUCUGCCUCCAUCACCCUAUUCAUUGAUGGCAGCUUUAUACCCCAUCCCACCGGGCCACGGAGAGCAGCCUAUGCUAUAGUAAUUCACUCUGAAGUUAUAGAAACCUGCUCCCUUCCUCUUGGGACCACUUCACAACAGGCUGAACUGGUCGCCCUCACCCGGGCCCUAUCCAUGUCCCAGAACAAAGAAGUAAAUAUAUAUACUGACUCCAAGUACUCCUUCCUCAUAGCUCACUCACACUGCAUGAUCUGGAAAGAACGAGGCUUCCUCACCACUAAGGGCACGCCCGUCCUCAAUGGAAAACUCAUUGCUGCCCUUAUUCAGGCUGUUCAACUCCCUAGCAAGGUAGCCAUCAUCCACUGUAAAGGGCAUCAGUCCCUGAACUCACCCAUAGCCGCGGGGAAUGCCUUUGCAGACAGGGUGGCUAAAGAUAUGGCAAGAAACCAUCCGCCACCCACUUCCACUCUCUGUUUCUUGUGCAAGUCAUAUAGCCCCCAAUACUCCGCCUCAGAACUUCAGAUUCUCCAGUCUACCCCCGGGGUACAGUUCACGGAUGACUGGGCCUUCAAGCAUAACCUCCUCAUCCUCCCUGAAAAGCAAAAGUACCAAAUAAUCAAAGACAUCCACAAUUCACUCCACAUUGGACCUAAAGCCCUAUACCAGUUCCUCAACCCACUUUUUCACCCCCACCACCUCCUCAGUACCAUACAGGAAGUCCAGUCCUCCUGUACUGUCUGCGCGAAAACUAAUUCCCAGGGUUCCUGUCUUCCUCGGCGCCAGCUUCAUCAGCUACAUGGGUUCCUACCUGGCCAAGACUGGCAGAUCGACUUUACUCAUAUGCCAAAGCACAAACAGUACUGCUAUCUGCUAACCAUUGUUGACACUUUUUCAGGCUGGAUUGAAGCUUACCCCACAGCCUCUGAGUCUGCUGGGACAGUGGCCACUCAUCUCAUUCAAGACAUCGUCCCACGCUUUGGACUCCCAGCCACCAUAUAGUCAGACAACGGCCCAGCCUUUAUCUCCAAAGUCACUAAUGCUGUUUCUACCUCUCUAGGAAUUCAGUGGAAGCUACAUGCUGCCUACCAUCCUCAGUCCUCUGGUAAGGUGGAACGGGCCAAUGGCCUAAUAAAGGAGCAUCUGACCAAGCUCAUGCUUGAGCUCCGCCAAUCCUGGGUAACCUUGCUUCCUAUCGCCCUCACCAGGUUAAGAGCAAGCCCCCGGGGCCCAUCACAGCUUAGCCCGUUUGAGCUGCUGUAUGGUCACCCCUUCCUACUUUCAACUCCCCCACCGCCAGAAACCACUCCUCUAGACAGCUACCUCCCCUACUUUACUCUCCUUCGCAACCUUCUCUGAGAGCAUGCCAACGCUUCUCUUCCCCAACCCACCCAGCCAUCAGAAAAUAUGCAAAAAGUCUCCCCCGGAGACUUAAUUCUUAUUAAAUCCCUCUCCCCUAAGCUCCUCACCCCCAAGUGGGAGGGACCAUAUACCGUCAUCCUCACUACUCCAUCGGCCAUAAAAGUUGCUGAAGUCCCAUCUUGGGUUCACCUGUCUUGGGUAAAAAAGGCCCCUCAUGGACCCUCCUCAUGCUGGAAGGCUGUUCCUACUGGCCCUUUAUCUGUCAAACUUACCAGGGCCUAGCAGCCACAGCCCCUAAAGAUGGAGAUUUUUUGUAACUGAAAACUAUACCAAAACCACCUUUAUCUGUAACACCCCCCCAUACAGCCAAAACCAUCUUCUUGCAACUGCUGACUGCCCCGCAGCUGGGUGCCAAAGCGCCAUAUACCUAAUCUUCACUCAUUUCUACAAUGUCCAUGAUGGAAUUGGGGUUUUACCUGUCAUAUGCUUCAACUAUGACCAACCAUCAGGAAAAUGCAGUAAUACUCCCUGGCACUCCUACAUGGGAUGUAACUGGGGAUACUGUAAACUACAUGUAGCUACAACACCAGGAGACCCACUAAGCGAUCUCUCCCAACUCAAAAUUGUUCCAGAUGUAGAUAGAGAAGGAAAUGUCAGAACCGGUUAUACACGGUAUUCUCUUCUCAUUCCUGACCCUUGGAAUGACCGGUGGAAAAGCCCUCAGAAAGCUGCCUUAUAUGAUUUCCGAGACACUGCAUAUCCCUCCUCCCACCUGUACAUUUAGCGGGCAUACGUACGUAUGGUCCACCAAGUCCACUCCGCUAUUAACCUACAAGAAAAAUCUCUGAAUAACCAAUUGCAACCACAGUCGCCUCUGUUUUCCUGGCUAACCUUUCUCAAAGAAGGAAUCAAGUUAGCUAACCUCUCAGGAUUAACUGACCUAACCUCAUGCCUCAUGUGUGCCUCCUUAGGACAAACUCCCUUUGUCGCAGUCCCCUACCCCAUCCCUCUCAACCUUUCAGCCUCAACUUCUCCCUUCUCCCCCAUCAGAGAAGUAAAUCUCUACAUUCCACCUGAUUUUACACAGCUACCAGUAUGCUACUCCCUAGGCCGGAACUACCCCAACUGUAACAAAACCAUACUGGUAACCACCAAUCUGACAGCUCCAAAGGGAACCUUCUUCUGGUGUAACAGAACCCUUACAAAAACUCUCCAUACCGGCCAAUCCCCAACUCUCUUAUGCCUCCCAGUGACCUUAGUCCCCCGACUCACUAUAUAUUCCUCAGCCGAAUUCCAAAUGCUACAAGCACCGCUCCACCGCACCAAGUGAGCUGCUUUUCUGCCCCUAGCUGUAGGCAUCUCCCUAGUAACCUCAGCACUUGCAGCAGGACUGGGAGGAGGAGCACUAGCCCACUCUCACCAAGCUAUAGCCCGGCUAACCUCACAAUUCCAAACUGCUGUUGAUGACUCUGCUGAGUCAUUAGCAUCACUCCAACGACAGAUUACCUCAGUUGCCCAAGUUGCCUUGCAGAACCGAAGAGCCCUGGAUCUGCUCACCGCCGAACAAGGAGGAACCUGCAUCUUCCUACAGGAAGAGUGCUGUUACUAUAUCAAUGAAUCCGGCCUAGUAGAAACCCGAAUCGAGAACCUCCAGAAACUCAGAACUAACCUGCAGAAUCAAAAAUUCUCAGCUGAAGCCACAGAGUGGUGGUCUUCCUCUAUGUAUACCCUCUUGUCCCCGCUGCUUGGGCCCCUAAUAGCUGUUUGCCUAAUCUUACUUAUUGCUCCUUGCUUUCUACAGUUUCUACAGCGGCGCUUUCAAGAACCAACUCGAGUCACCAUCCACCAGAUGCUGCUCCAACCUUACCCUGAACGAGUGCUAGAAGUGGACCUCUCCCCAAACAUCCAGAAUCCUUAGGAAGAGAAACCUCUUCAGAACCCCCGGUCGACCCUUGUCAGCAGAAAGUAGCCAGAGAGACAACCGAUGCCCCUGACCCCCUCUUUUUCUUUUCUUUUAAGGAGUCGGGAAUGUUUGGAAAACUCUGCCCCUACCGUGAAAGCUCUCUUUCCCUCCCCCGCAAAGAGGCUCCCUUAUCUCUCACUCUACAUACCACCCUAGCCUUCCCCCCUGGCCACAGCCACCUCCCGCCCAGCUUCUGCCUCAUCAGCACUCCCCAGCUUCCCGUUGCCCGGCUUCCCGCCACCCAGCUUCCCGCCCAGCGGUUCAAACUGACCAACCGUUGCCCACCACCUCGGCUCUCUCAGCUUCCCCACUCCCUCAGCCCUUCAGCCCCCUAUAAAAGAACCCUGCUCCUCUGAGCGGCACAGCCAUUUUCCUCUUCUUCCCGGCUGGCCCACCCGGAGGCUCUUUCCUCUCAGUAA